Molecule: messenger RNA, 975 nt
Organism: Adineta ricciae
Lineage: Eukaryota; Metazoa; Rotifera; Eurotatoria; Adinetida; Adinetidae
Source: the annotation of a GenBank genome assembly
AUGAUGAUUUGCACUUUAAUAUCGUUCUUCCUUUACACUCAAAGUACUUUUGGUCAGAACCUAUCCUGGAAUCGGCCGUGGCCAUUUGUUCAUGAAACUGGUGCAACACAACCUGUUAGCACAGAUCCAGAUGAUCCAGCUAUAUGGGUUCAUCCCUAUCGGCCUGAUUUGAGUCUCAUCAUUGGCACCGAUAAAACAGCUAUGAUUGGCGGAUUAUAUGUAUUCGAUUUGAAUGGAGUCGUACAACAACAUAUUGGAAACAUUGAUCGCCCAAAUAAUGUCGAUAUCGACUAUGGAUUUCAAAUCAAUGCGACACAUUCUAUUGAUUUGAUCGUUCUCACAGAACGUAUACAGAAACGGUUACGUAUUUUCUCUAUUGAUGUUUCUACGCGUCAUGUCUAUGAAGUUCCAGUAACGAAUCCGAAUGUAUUUGUUGAUAGUAGUGGCGAUCACUCAGCUCCUAUGGGUAUUGGAUUAUAUAAAAGAAGGCAUGAUGGGAAAAUCUACGCUAUUGUCAGUCGAAAAUCAGGCCCUAGCCGUGGAUAUCUUGGUCAAUACGAGCUGAUUUGGAAUGGUCGAUCAAUCGAUAUGAAAUUCAUUCGAUAUGUAGGCGAUUUUCAAGGUUCAGAAAUCGAAUCGAUCGUUGUGGAUGAUCAAUUAGGUUUUGUCUACUAUUCUGACGAAGGAUAUGGUAUUAGAAAGUAUAAUAUCGAUCCAUCACAUACGGAUAUUGCGCAAGUUGGUUUAAUUAAUACAACUAACGUAUGGCAAGGCGAUUCCGAAGGAUUAGCACUCUAUACAACAUCAGCUACCGAUGGAUAUCUAAUCAUAACUGAUCAAUUACCCAAUGGUUCGAUCUUUCAUUUUUAUGAACGGCAAGGUGACAAUGCCUAUGUACAAUCAAUUCGAACUCGUGCUGAUAAAACCGAUGGCAUCGAUGCGACAAGUAGUUAUUUAGAAUUUUCUUUUAUAUGA